UAUUUUUUUUUGCAAAGAACAAACAAAAAAACCGCUGUGAGGAAACGAGCCCGACCUCGGGGGUUUUAGGUGCGACCAGCCGCGAGAUUCAGUCAACCGCCGAUUCAUUCAUUUCUCUUCCGGGGACUUCUUCUUCUUCGUUGGUAAAUGGGCCGAACGUCGCGCUGAUCGCCCGCCGAGAGAGAGAGGAGACCCGGGCUAUGAGGACAGAGGCUCGCUAGCUUCGGCUGCUAACAGUUCGUUUCUCGUUCCGGACCGGAACCACAAUAAGUCGCGGCCCUGGCAAUGCCCUCGAGUGUACGGGCGGGCAACCUGAAAGACCCCGAAGUGGCGGACCUCUUCUGCAAAGACGAUCCGGAGAAGCUCUUCGCCGACCUCCGUGAGAUCGGACAUGGCAGCUUCGGAGCCGUUUACUUUGCCCGAGACAUUCGCAACAAUGAGGUGGUGGCCAUCAAGAAGAUGUCGUACAGCGGCAAGCAGACCAACGAGAAGUGGCAGGACAUCAUCAAAGAGGUGAAGUUCCUGCAGAAGCUCCGGCACCCGAACACCAUCGAGUACCGAGGAUGUUACCUGAAGGAGCACACGGCGUGGCUGGUGAUGGAGUACUGCCUCGGCUCGGCCUCAGACCUCCUGGAAGUUCACAAAAAGCCGCUCCAGGAAAUGGAAAUAGCUGCGAUUACCCAUGGUGCACUGCAGGGACUCGCGUACCUUCACUCUCACAACAUGAUUCACAGGGACGUGAAAGCAGGAAACAUCCUGCUGACGGAGCCCGGUCAGGUCAAACUGGGGGACUUCGGUUCUGCUUCCAUCGUGGCUCCGGCCAACUCCUUCGUGGGGACUCCGUACUGGAUGGCUCCAGAGGUGAUCCUGGCCAUGGACGAGGGCCAGUAUGACGGGAAGGUGGACGUGUGGUCUCUGGGCAUCACCUCCAUCGAGCUGGCGGAGAGGAAGCCCCCCCUCUUCAACAUGAACGCCAUGAGUGCCUUAUACCACAUCGCCCAGAACGAAAGCCCCAUCCUCCAGUCCAACCACUGGUCUGAUUCCUUCCGUAACUUCGUGGACUCCUGCCUGCAGAAGAUCCCUCAGGACCGGCCGACCUCGGAUGUGCUGCUGAAUCACCGCUUCCUGUGCCGCGAGCGCCCGCUCACAGUCAUCAUGGAUCUGAUCGCUCGCACUAAAGACGCCGUGAGAGAACUGGACAACCUGCAGUACCGCAAGAUGAAGAAGAUCCUCUUCCACGAGACCCAGCAGAACGGGCCCGUGUCCGAGGGAGGGGAGGACGAGGAGGAGGCGGAGCAGUACCUGCUGCGCAGCGGCACCGUGAACAGCAUGGAGAGCUCCCAGUCCGUGCCCAGCAUGUCCAUCUCCGCCAGCUCACACAGCUCCUCCGUCAACAGCCUGGACCGCGGCUCCGACAGCAGCGGGGAGAUGGCCAUGAUGACAGAGGGGGAGCACACCGUCACCUCCAACAGCUCCAUCAUCCACCAGCCCACGGGCCAGGAUAACAUCUAUGAUGACCCGUACCAGCCUGAGAUGGACCAGCCUCAGGCUCCUUCAGCCGGACGCCGUCGAGCUUAUUAUCGCAACCGGGACCACUUCGCCACCAUCCGGACCGCCUCCUUGGUCACCCGUCAGAUCCAGGAGCACGAGCAGGGCUCGGCCCUGCGGGAGCAGAUGUCCGGCUACAAGCGCAUGCGCCGGCAGCACCAGAAGCAGCUGAUGGGGCUGGAGAACAAGCUGAAGGCCGAGAUGGACGAGCACCAGCUGAAGCUGGACAAGGAGCUGGAGACCCAGAGGAACAGCUUCUCCUCGGAGGCCGACAAGCUGGGCAAGAGGCAGCAGGCCGUCCUGGAGAAGGAGGUGAAGGCGGCGCUGGCGGAGGAGAAGAAGUUCCAGCAGCACAUCCUGGGCCAGCAGAAGAAGGAGCUCACCGGCCUCCUGGAGGCCCAGAAGCGCCAGUACCGCCAGCGCAAGGACCAGCUGAAGGAGGAGCUGAGCGAGAACCAGUCCACGCCCAAGAGGGAGAAGCAGGAGUGGCUGGUGCGCCAGAAGGAGUGCAUGCAGCAGAUGCAGGCGGAGGAGGAGGCGGGGCUUCUGCGGCGCCAGCGGCAGUACUACGAGCUGCAGAGCCGCCAGUACAAGAGGAAGAUGCUGCUGGCACGCCACGACCUGGAGCAGGACCUGCUGCGGGAGGACCUGAACAAGAAGCAGACCCAGAAGGACCUGGAGUGCGCCAUGCUGCUGCGGCACCACGAGUCGACCCAGGAGCUGGAGUUCCGCCAGCUGGGCUCGGUCCAGCGGACCCGGGCCGACCUGAUCCGGACCCAGCACCAGACGGAGCUCACCAACCAGAUGGAGUACAACAAGCGGCGCGAGCAGGAGCUGCGGCAGAAGCACACGGUGGAGGUCCGGCAGCAGCCCAAGAGCCUGAAGUCCAAGGAGAUGCAGAUCAAGCGCCAGUUCCAGGAGACCUGCAAGAUCCAGACCCGGCAGUACAAGGCGCUGAGGAACCACCUGCUGGAGAGCACUCCCAAGUCCGACCACAAGGAGGUCCUCAAACGCCUCAAGGAGGAGCAGACCAGGAAGCUGGCCAUCCUGGCAGAGCAGUACGACCACAGCAUCAACGACAUGCUGUCCACUCAGGCUGUGAGUAAGCUGCGUCUGGACGAGUCCCAGGAGGCGGAGUACCAGGUGCUGCGGAUGCAGCUGCAGCAGGAGCUGGAGCUGCUGAACGCGUAUCAGAGCAAGAUCAAGAUCCACACGGACUCGCAGCACGAGAGGGAGGUGAAGGACCUGGAGCAGAGGGUCUCCAUCCGCCGCGCGCUGCUGGAGCAACGGAUCGAGGAGGAGAUGCUCUCCCUGCAGAACGAGCGCUCGGAGCGCAUCCGGACGCUCCUGGAGCGCCAGGCCCACGAGAUCGAGGCCUUCGACUCGGAGAGCAUGCGGCUCGGCUUCAGCAACAUGGCGCUGAGCGGCGUGCCGGCCGAGGCCUUCAGCCAGGGUUACCCCACGCCAAGCCCCGCCUCCGGCUCCGGGGGCUGGCCCUCCAGGCCCGUGCCGCGCUCCGGCAGCCACUGGAGCCACAGCGUGCAGAACUCGGUGGCCACGCCCUCGUGGAGGAGCCAGAACCACGGAGGAGGAGGAGGAGGAGGAGGAGGAGGAGGUGGUGGUGGGAGCUUCAUGCGGGCCGAGUCCAUCACCUCCUCCCACGGCCUCGGCAGGGACAGCGAGAUGCACAAGAGCAGCAGGAGCCACCCGCCCUCCUCCUCCUCCUCCUCCGCUCACUCCUCCGCCUCCUCCUCUUCCUCCCAUCACCACCACCACCAGCCCCAGCAGCAGCACUACCUCCCUCAGCACUACCAGCACCACCAGAGCACGCCGCAGCUCUACCGCGAGAGCCACGACAGCCGGGACCGCCCCCGGGAGUGGGGGGGAGGUGGAGGAGAAGCAGGGGGGGGAGGUGGAGGAGGAGGCCACUACCCCCACCACCACCACCUGGCCACACACGCCUCCUCCCAGUCGUUGGCUCUGCUGCCUCCUCCUCCUCCCCCUCCCCCGAUCUCCCUCUCCUCCUCCUCCCCGCCCUCCUCCGCCUCCUCCUCCUCCUCGUCUCAGGGAGGCUACGGCGGCCUGAGCAUCCGGGGCCCCGGCCUCAUGGCCCUCAGGAACAGCCCCCAGCCGCUGAGGAGGACGGCCUCCGGGGGGCCGGGGGGGGGCGGGGGCAGCGACGGGGGGCUGAGCCGGAGCACGUCGGUCACCUCCCACAUCUCCAACGGGUCGCACCUCUCCUACUCGUGAGGCUCCUCCCCCUGCUCCUCCUCUUCCGGGACUUCGAAUCGUUCCAAAAGAGAAACAGAGGAAGCCAUUUUUCUUUUUUUAUUAUUGUUGUUGUUGUU
Messenger RNA from Pseudoliparis swirei, 3896 nucleotides. It is a transcript of the gene taok2a, whose product is annotated as TAO kinase 2a. Gene Ontology annotation, molecular function: ATP binding; protein kinase activity. The transcript has 20 exons. Lineage: Eukaryota; Metazoa; Chordata; Actinopteri; Perciformes; Liparidae. Gene Ontology annotation, biological process: protein phosphorylation. Bases 286 to 3798 code for a protein of 1170 amino acids. The record is from RefSeq and is a predicted model, not a curated record.